Strongylocentrotus purpuratus (purple sea urchin) is the source of this 1499-nucleotide messenger RNA. RefSeq names its product deleted in malignant brain tumors 1 protein-like. The transcript has 2 exons. Gene Ontology annotation, biological process: peptidyl-lysine oxidation. Gene Ontology annotation, cellular component: membrane. The coding region runs from base 134 to 685 and encodes 183 amino acids. Gene Ontology annotation, molecular function: protein-lysine 6-oxidase activity. The record is from RefSeq and is a predicted model, not a curated record. Lineage: Eukaryota; Metazoa; Echinodermata; Echinoidea; Camarodonta; Strongylocentrotidae.
AGCACCAUUUCUAGUUCAGCUCGUAAAUGGAUCUAACGACCUUGAAGGACGAGUAGAGGUCUUGUAUGAUGGUUUUUGGGGAACCGUUUGUGAUCAUGAGUGGGAUCUGAGAGAUGCUAGGGUCGUGUGUAAAAUGCUGGGGUUUGAUGGAGCCUUAGCCGCACCAGGCUCUGCUGCGUUUGGCCAAGGUUCAGGGGAUAUACUACUUGAUGGUAUAUCCUGUGAAAUUACACACGAUAACCUGGCAGACUGUUACCAUCGAGGGAUUGGCGUCUCCAAUUGCGAACACGAAGAGGAUUCUGGAGCCAUUUGUUUCAGAGGAGACCCAUUCAAGGUUCGUCUCACCGAUGGGGCGAAUGAUUCAGAGGGUCGAGUAGAGGUUAUGUACAAUGGAUCAUGGGGAACUGUCUGUGACAAUGGCUGGGAUCUGAACGAUGCGAGAGUUGUUUGCAGAAUGUUAGGGUUUGAUGGAGCUUUGGCAGCAACAGUUUCUGCACGGUUUGGUCAGGACAAUGGUAACAUUCUGCUUGUUGAUGUCCAGUGUUACGGAACAGAAAAGAACAUAGCAGAUUGUUAUCACAGAGGAAUAGGAGUUCAUAACUGUAGCCAUGCCAGAGAUUCGGGUGCCAUUUGUUUCUCAGGAGGUAUGACUCUGUCCUAUAGUACAUUAGAGUUGUUCAUGUGAGCAUGAUUUUUAGCUUUCUCGACAAAAGCUGCAAUAGAACGAUAUACAUCUUCCUGAACUUAGGUUUCAAACUUUGGGAUACAAAAAUACGAAAUAGUGCAGAAGUUGUCAAAUACAUUUAUUUAUGUUGCUAUUAAUUUUGAAAUAGCUGUCGAAAUAUAUGAGUUACAGCUGCAUAACAAAAAGAGGACAAAUCACUACCUUAAACAAAAACUUGACGUUUGAAAAUGUCUUGCAAGAUUUCUUACUCAGAGGAAAUCUAUUUAUUUCGAUUAGUUAAAUAUACACCGCAUUACUUUCAUAGUCCGUCUGAUUGGAGGAGCUAAUGACGCUGAGGGUAGAGUAGAGAUUCUACACGAUGGCUCGUGGGGAACGGUCUGUGACGAUUCCUGGGAUCUCAAGGACGCCGAGGUUGUUUGCAGAAUGUUAGGCUUGGGUCGAGCUUUGGACGCUCCAUCUGAUGCUCGCUUUGGUAAAGGAUCUGGGAGUAUCUUUCUGGAUGAAGUUCAGUGCCAGGGGACAGAAGUUGACAUUGAACGUUGCGAUCAUGACGGCAUUGGUGUGCACAACUGCGCACACAACGAAGAUGCCAGCGUUAUUUGCACUCCGAAAGGUAAACAUUUCAAUAAUAUGACAAUUAUGAUUCUCCUGGAGGUUGGGUUUUGUUAAUUUAUAUGGUUUCAAUUGUGUCCGUAGCAAAAUGUUCACAAAAAAGGCCACCGUUUAUCCCUCCCAAAGUGUCUCGAUAAAUCCCCCCAAACACAGAAUCUGUUUUACCGGUUUUAAUUAUGCCUUUUGGGGUGUUGCAGACACA